Prunus mume (Japanese apricot) is the source of this 1782-nucleotide messenger RNA. It is a transcript of the gene PANK1, whose product is annotated as pantothenate kinase 1. The record is from RefSeq and is a predicted model, not a curated record. Gene Ontology annotation, cellular component: cytosol; nucleus. Gene Ontology annotation, biological process: coenzyme A biosynthetic process. Gene Ontology annotation, molecular function: ATP binding; pantothenate kinase activity. Lineage: Eukaryota; Viridiplantae; Streptophyta; Magnoliopsida; Rosales; Rosaceae.
CCGAGGCCAACGAACCCUUCCCCCCCAGGAAAGUCAAAAGGCUAGAAAUUUAACAUCAACAGAGUGAUCGAGAAAAUCCAACGCAUGGUAUUGAAGUUCGGUGUGAAAGGACCACCAGCAGCAGCAGCCACCAAAAAAGCACAAACGUUUAUAAAAUGGCUCCAAGGCAGAGAUGCAGCAGACUGCAGACCAACAAGUGCACAAUUUGAUUCGAGGUGCAGGAAAAGCUAAAGGAGAGAGAGGCCGAGCCAAAAUGGAUAUUGUUGAAAGCAAACAUAUUUCAGAACCCAUCAAAUCGGAAGCUCAAAUUUCCCAUCUUGCUUUGGAUAUUGGAGGCUCUCUGAUAAAGUUGGUUUAUUUCUCAACAAACAGUGAUUCUUCUUCUUCUUCUUCAAAGGACAGUGUAGCAGUUUCUAGUGGCAAUGAAGGCCGUCCUGUUCUUGAAGGGAAGCUCCAUUUUGCGAAGUUUGAAACCGCCAAGAUAAAUGAUUGCAUAGACUUCAUUCGGUCCAAGCAACUUCGCCAUAGUGGCUUCCAGAAACAUGGGGCUCCAGCCGGCGAGAAGUGCACUAUUAAGGCCACUGGUGGUGGGGCAUACAAGUACACGGAUCUCUUUAAGGAAAAGCUUGGGAUUUGUCUUGACAAGGAAGAUGAAAUGGACUGUCUUGUGGCUGGAUCAAAUUUUUUGCUUAAGGCAGUUCACACCGAAGCAUUCACAUACAUGGAUGGUCAGAAGGAAUUUGUGCAGAUUGACCAUGAUGAUCUAUAUCCCUAUAUGCUUGUUAAUAUUGGUUCUGGUGUCAGUAUGAUCAAGGUAGAUGGACCUGGUAAGUUUGAGCGAGUAAGUGGAACCAAUGUUGGUGGCGGCACCUUUUGGGGUUUGGGGAGGCUUUUAACAAAGUGCAAGAGUUUUGACGAGUUGCUGGAGUUAAGUCAUCGGGGAAAUAAUAGGGUGAUAGACAUGCUUGUUGGGGACAUCUAUGGUGGAAUGGACUAUACAAAGAUUGGUCUUUCAUCAACCACCAUUGCUUCUAGCUUUGGCAAGGCAAUUUCUGAUAACAAGGAGCUGGAAGAUUACAAACCUGAAGAUAUCUCUCGAUCCCUCUUAAGAAUGAUUUCAAAUAAUAUUGGACAGAUCUCAUACUUGAAUGCACUGAGAUUCGGGCUCAAGCGGAUAUUUUUUGCUGGAUUUUUCAUUCGGGGUCAUGCUUACACCAUGGACACGAUUGCUGUUGCUGUUCAUUUCUGGUCUAAAGGUGAAGCAAAAGCAAUGUUCUUAAAACAUGAAGGAUUUCUUGGAGCUUUGGGUUCAUUCAUGAGCUAUGAAAAGCAUGGCUUUCUUAACUUGAAGGUCCACCAGUUGGUGCAACAAUCUCCAGUGGAUGCAUCCCGUGGAGGAGAUAAGAUUCAUGAUCCACCAAACGGGGAAUUGAAUGAAAAUCAAAGUAUAGAUUGCAGUAUCUGCCUGUCAUAAAAGUUUGCGUUAGAUUUUCUCCUCCUGGAGUUUGGAUACGAGAACUGAGAGGCAACUCUUGGUUGCCUUUCUAAAGUCUGAAACUCAAUGACUCGAAACUUGCGUAGCAUAUGUAACAUUGUCUAUAAAAUUACUAGGGACAUGUUUGCAAAAGUGAAGAAAAAUUCAGAUGAAAGAGAGAGAACUCAUAUAUUGUACACUGUAACUUAUGUGUCGUAAACAUCUGUCUAGAUUUUGUAAUUUGUAUUUCUUUUCCAAAAUAUUGUAACUGCGCUUCAUUAUUCAAUAAAAUGAAUUCCUGACUGUCA